AUGGAACUUAACUUCUCUAGACAAGGAGAAACAUUUGUAAAUGUACAUUCUCUUACCUGGCAUUGUGUCGCAUCACAAGGCCUUGAUUUGCCAGAAUAUUUUGAGCUUGUAAUUGUGGAUGAUGUGCCAGUCUUCUACUAUGACAGUAAUAUGAAAGGUGUGGUACCUUUCCCUGAAUGGUUGAACAGCACAACUGCAAAGGAAUACUGGCAUUUCUUGACUAACAGAGCACAUUUUAAAAAAGAAAAACUGCUAACAGGAUUGAAAUCAGCCACCCUGCAGUUUAACUCAACAGGUAUUCCCUCUAACAUCAACGUUUAUCAGGCCUAUGGUGGACAUCACCUCCAUCCUGAUGGGACUUUGAAAAGCUUUCUCAGUCAUGCAUUUAAUGGCAAGGAUUUUAUAAGCUUUGAUUACGACAGUAAAACAUUUUUGGCCACGGUGCCUCAAGCAGUGUCCUAUAAGACUAUGAGGCAGAGAGAUCAAGCAGAUGUUGAAUUCCUUGUCUCUCUCUACAACAAGAGGCGGACCGCUGAAGGAAUUAAAGAGUUCCUGCAAUAUAACCCCAGAUUACGCAUGAAGAAAGUUCCAGAGGUCAGGCUUUUUGAGAGGAAAAACUCUGUCUUUACAGAGAUCACAUGUCAUGUGACUGGGUUCUACCCAAGAACAGUGCAGGUUCAGUGGUUUGGGUCAGACAUGCAGCCUGUGGUUGAGGGGGUUACUGAAGGUGAAGUGUUACCAAAUGGAGAUGGUUCUUAUCAGACAAGAAAGAGUGUUGUGAUACCAGCAGAACACACAGACAUACAUCACUACAGCUGUGUGGUCCAGCAUAGCAGCAUCCCUGGAAAUAUCACUGAAACCUGGGCACGAUGGACAAUCCAUACUGCGACCAUCACUGAAACCAGUAAGAUUAUAUACAGUACAGCAACAGUGAUCCUUGAGAUGCUUGGCUAUAAGAUAGACACUAGCCACAAGGAGCAGUACGCUCCACGGAGACGGAGGCUGGAGGCCAAGAUCAAGGCAACAUGGACGGAGGGAAAUAACAAGGGAAUAGAUACAGCGAGGCUGGAGUCUGAACAAUACUGGAGGAGCAUAUGGGAGAAAGAGGCAUCACACAACACCAGUGCUCAGUGGCUAGUGGACCUGAGAAUAGACCAUUGCACCCUCCCUAAGUAA
Molecule: messenger RNA, 1176 nt
Organism: Chanos chanos (milkfish)
Lineage: Eukaryota; Metazoa; Chordata; Actinopteri; Gonorynchiformes; Chanidae
Product: major histocompatibility complex class I-related gene protein-like
Exons: 6
Coding region: 1-1176 (391 amino acids)
Biological process (GO): immune response
Cellular component (GO): external side of plasma membrane
Source: RefSeq, a predicted model, not a curated record